Dimorphilus gyrociliatus is the source of this 1378-nucleotide messenger RNA. NCBI's taxonomy places the organism in Eukaryota, Metazoa, Annelida, Polychaeta, Dinophilidae. The record is from the annotation of a GenBank genome assembly.
UGGCUCAAAACUAUACGAAUGAUAACAUUAAACAAUUGCAUCGUUCUGGAUUGGCAAAACGAUAGUAAUUCAACCAUUGAUGCUUACGAAGAUUCUCCUCCUACUUAUCCAGCGUCGCUUUUAUGCUUAUUUUUAAUUUCCGGCGUUAUUGGAAAUGUCUUAGUAUGCCUGGCCGUUAUCCGGGAAAAGAAGUUACAUAACGUCACCAAUUACUUCCUCAUGUCCUUAGCAGUGGCGGAUUUAUUGGUCUCUUUAUUAGUAAUGCCAAUAGCCAUCGUUACAGUUAUAAAAGGAUAUUGGCCUUUUGGUUUCGAAUUAUGUGCUUUCUGGCAAGCUUCUGACGUAAUGUUAUGUACAGCUUCGAUUAUGCACAUGUGUAUCAUCUCGUUAGACAGAUAUAUUGGAAUUCGCCAUCCUCUACUAGCUGCGAGGCAUAAGAGGAGAAAUGCCGUUGCUUUCAAAAUUAUUAUAGCUUGGAUGUCGGCUAUACUCAUUAGUUCACCAAUUCUAAUUUUGGGAUUUCUCGACUCAUCAUACGUUUUACGCAAUUCUCAAUGCGGAAUAUUUAAUUCAAAUUUCUUAAUAUACGGAUCAUUAGCCGCUUUCUUCAUUCCUCUCGUUAUUAUGCUUAUAAGCUACGGUCUUACUGUUCACGUACUGGAAAGUCAUAAAGUCAAGGUUAGUAGUAGAUCGAGGAGAUCCUGUAGUAGGCAACAGUCAGUUAACGGAGAUAGGCGAACGCUUUUACAGGAUCAAACGCGGCGCCAAACGCCGCGACUUCAAAAGCUAGUCAAAAAGCAUCAAGUUGCGUUGAAAGCGGCUUCUUUAUUAUUACAAAAAUCCAAUGAGAAAAGAACUAUGGCGACAGUCAGAACGGAGCAGAAAGCUAUCCGAGUUUUGGGAAUAAUUGUCGCCCUCUUCAUCGCGUGCUGGGCGCCCUUUUUUACUUUAAACAUUGUCUUGGGGGCGUGCAAAAGUUGUACUCCACCCCAUCGGUCCGUAUUGGAAGCUUUUCUCUGGCUAGGAUAUACGUCAUCAACACUCAAUCCACUCGUUUAUACUCUCUUUAAUAGGACUUUUAGAAAGACUUUUUUACAGAUUUUAAGGUGCAAGCAUAGUUCGAAAAAGAAUAGCUCACUUUCACAAACAACCGCACUACUAGCUGCUAAUACUUUAAGAUUGCGAGCUAUGGUACCCAGGGCCAAACGAUAUCAAGAACAUGCAGAGGUUAAUUGUUGAAUUUUCUUCUUCUCUUUUGUUAUUUUAUUUUAAACAAAAAAAAGAUGAAAUUUUAAUCGGAAGAUAAAAAAGAUUUUUUUAUUUUUUUUUAAAAAAAAAACCAACAACAGCAAAAAUGGAAAAAAUAUUCAAAAUUAAA